Molecule: messenger RNA, 2487 nt
Organism: Cladophialophora yegresii CBS 114405
Lineage: Eukaryota; Fungi; Ascomycota; Eurotiomycetes; Chaetothyriales; Herpotrichiellaceae
Exons: 1
Coding region: 1-2487 (828 amino acids)
Molecular function (GO): protein binding
Source: RefSeq, a predicted model, not a curated record
AUGGGCAACAAAAAGCGAGACUCCUUCGAGCUUCACGACGACAAUGCUUCGGAGAUCGGUUCCGAGGCUCGACCUGCCGGUGUCGAGGCCGAGGUAUUCUCGCAACCCAUUGGGUUCGUGCCUAAGUUCCCUGCACCGCCGCGAUACAUCAAGGUCAAAUCCCAGUACAGGAAACAGAAGGACUUCGAUAGGUUGUUCCUUGCUCAGAUCAUACUGAACGCACCCUCCUCCAAAGGUCGCAAGGCUGAGAUAGACUCGAAAAUUCACGACAUCGGCGAGACGCCCGCCGCUACGGGUCCCGCGCCGCCGAGAAAUUCAGCAAACCAUGCAAUAUGGGCGAUGGAAUUCUCAAGAGAUGGAAAAUAUCUUGCCGCUGCUGGUCAGGACAAGAAGCUCAGGGUGUGGGAGGUUAUAUCCUCCGCCGAGGAUCGGGACAAUGAGGAGAAGCUCUCUGAGACAAACGAUGAGAAUAUCAAGCUGAACGCCCCGGUAUUCAAAAGCAAGCUAUGUCGGGAGUAUGAUGGCCACACCUCGAGUAUACUGGACCUUAGCUGGAGCAAGAACAACUUCUUACUGUCGUCCUCCAUGGACAAGACCGUGCGGCUGUACCACGUGAGUCGCGCAGAAUGCUUGUGCGCAUUCAAGCACAAUGACUUUGUGACGUCGAUUCAGUUCCAUCCCCGCGACGACCGAUUCUUUUUGGCCGGCUCCCUGGAUUCGAAGAUCCGAUUGUGGAGUAUCCCGGACAAGAAUGUGGCGUACUGGGCACAGGUCCCGGACAUGGUUACUGCUGUGGCCUUUACGCCCGAUGGGAAGACCGCCAUCGCCGGGUGUUUGAACGGGCUUUGCAUACUGUAUGACACGGAGGGUCUCAAGGCCCAUUCCCAAAUCCACGUCCGGUCGGCACGGGGCAAGAACGCAAAGGGAAGCAAGAUCACGGGCAUUGAUACCAUAGCUCUGCCUCGAGAGAGUGCUCAACCAGAUGUCAAGCUACUCAUCACCAGCAAUGACUCGAGGGUGCGAAUGUACAAUCUGAAGGACAGAACCCUGGAAGUGAAGUUCCGUGGGAAUGAGAACUCAUGCAGCCAAAUCCAUGCCUCUUUUAGUGAUGACGGGAAAUAUGUCAUCUGUGGCAGCGAGGACCGCAAGGUCUAUAUAUGGCCAACAUCCGUCAAUGAACGGCCUGACAACGAAAAGAGGCCUAUGGAGGUGUUUGAAGCCCAUUCGGCCAUCGUUACCACGGCGAUAAUGGCGCCUGAAAAGACGAGGCGAUUGCUAGCACAGUCGGGCGACCCUCUAUACGACCUAUGCAACCCGCCACCAGUGACCUUGAGAAGCCGUGCAGAUUCAGUCAUUUCUUCCCGUGCGCCGACGAACAACAGUUCGGACGAAAAACAAAUCAAAGACGAAGCCAGGCUGUCCGAGUCCCCUCGACGCGCGCCAGAAACACCGGCAUAUCUGGGCCGUCACUCACAUCCCGGCGGUCAAAUAAUCGUGACGGCAGAUUAUACUGGACAAAUCAAGCUCUUCCGGCAAGACUGCGCUUUCCAGAAACGGAAAGCAGAGACAUGGGACACUGGCUCUACCUUUUCCAGAAAAAUGCUCGGUCGAAGCGGGUCAGUGGCUACGAGGAACUCGGCGGCGACUUCGCCCUCACACAGAAGCUCUUUUGUCAUGAAUCCGAAGACGCAGUCGACCGAUCGCAUAUUGAAUUGGAGGAACUCGGUGACCCCGACCGAUUCGGGCAACAACAAUUCCUCGACGAGCAUGUUGGAGAUGCGUGGCUCGUUAAAGGAUAACGAGAGGUCACGUAGCGCGUCACCCAGGAAGCUUCUUGGGCAUCGACUCUCCCUCCACAAAUCAUCGUCUCCCCGAAAAGACAGCGUCGCAUCUCCCACCUCUCCGGAAUAUCAAUCUCCGCUACAGCAAGCGCAGAAUGGGCCUGCGAUUACAGUUCAAUCGCCACUCGCCCAGUCGCCUCAAAGCUUUCAUUCAGCACCAAGGUCACCCGACCAAGAGAUGCUCACGCCACAAACCAGCCUGAAACCUCUACCUUCAAACCCCUCACCAAGCGACCUCCCGCAUGAGGCAAACGACCCUCUUUUUUUGAUGGGCCAGCAGUCCUACAUGGCCUGGGACAUGAAAAACACAUUAAUGCCCAUGGCGGCACAUGUGCCUCGAUCACCGGGCCUGCUCGGCCCAGAUGGGAACCCUCUUUCCCGCGCAGGCAGCUACGUCAGCCAGUUAUCCAGUGAUUUAACCGGUUCAGAGGAGGAUCCCAGUCCCGGUGGUAGCGUGGGUGACGACGAGCGGCAGGCUUCUGCAGUCAGUGCGAAGAACAGAAAGUCCUCACGACCACGGCGACAGAGCAGUGCCGGUAGCGAGAGUGAUUUGAAGUGUAAAAAGUGCGGAGGUACGACGUUUAAAGCGACCAGGACGGGAAAGGGGCAAAGUUUCCGAUGUAAAAAGUGCGGGACUUUUCUUUGA